AAAAAAUAUCCAGUGUUCUGCUACAAUCGUGAUGAGAUAUAUGAUCUAUUUGAACGGUAUGAAAAGAUGAAAAGAUGGAAUGGUGAUUAUGAUUCAGCAGACCGAACUCUAGCUAUUUCGCAUGCAGCUGAAACAAGAAUGCUCAGCGGCCUACACAUUCAUGAAGUGUAUAUUGAUGAAUGCCAGGAUAAUCAAAUCAUUGACUUCGCACUUAUUUUAAAGCUUUUUAACCAUGCUGACAGCAUUUUUAUGGCUGGGGACAUAGCACAAUGUAUUGCCCGAGGAUCCUCCUUCCGAUUUCAGGAUUUACGCGCACUAAUGCAUCAAUGGGAACUUGAUCGGAACCCUAUGAAUCACAAUCAACAAAAUACUAUAAAAAAAUUCGAGCUAAAUGUUAAUUAUCGUUCUCACAAGGGAAUCCUUAAUCUUGCCGCGUCAGUGAUUGAACUCCUUAGCGAUCUUUUUCCCGAUUCUAUUGACAAACUAUUACCAGAACGGGGCGUGGUCGACGGUCCACAACCUUUCAUUUUCAAAGGAUUUAGA
This is a messenger RNA of Rhizophagus irregularis DAOM 181602=DAOM 197198, 543 nucleotides long. Lineage: Eukaryota; Fungi; Glomeromycota; Glomeromycetes; Glomerales; Glomeraceae. The record is from RefSeq and is a predicted model, not a curated record.